AUGUAGUCCAAAGGAUAUCAACAAAGAAAGCUUAGAUGCGAAGGAAUUGAACUUUCCCCCACUCAAAUUACAAAACCCUAAAUAUAUAGUAGUAAAAACAAAAAGAGAAGAAAAUUAAACUAAAUUAAAGUUCUCUAUAAUAUGCUAUUGCUAGCUCCCCCUUUUAUGUUUUCCCUUCAUCUUCUUUCUCUUUUCCUUUCCAUUCUUUUUAUUGGGGCUAUGGUAUUCCCUUCCUUUCUUUAGUGUGAUUCUCUUCCACCACAUAUUUCCAAAGAACUCAUCAACCUUUUAUAAAAGAGAUAAAGAUCAAAGAGAUCAAAGAAAGAAAAUCAUGGUUUUCUCAUCUUUUCCUGUAUAUCUAGAUCAUCCCAAUUUGCAUCAGUUACAACAGCCAGAUGGCCAUCAACAAGUUGGAAACCCUGGGCUGGAGAAUCCCCAACUUACAGCUCUGCAGCCCCCACCUGUUCAGAUGGGGGCCAGUCCUGGCUCGAUCAGACCAGGUUCUAUGGUGGAUCGAGCCAGGCUAGCUAAAAUUCCACUACCGGAGGCUGGACUAAAGUGUCCAAGGUGUGAUUCAACAAAUACAAAGUUCUGCUACUUCAAUAACUACAACCUUUCACAACCAAGACACUUCUGUAAGACUUGUCGCCGUUACUGGACAAGAGGGGGAGCCUUGAGAAGCGUGCCGGUAGGAGGAGGAUGCCGGAGGAACAAGAGAAGCAAAAGCAGUACAAAUAACAACAGCUCAAAGACAACUGGAAGUAAUGUCAAUAGUACUACUACUGCUGAUCCGAGACAAAUAGGUACUUCAACAAGUGCAAGUCCAUCUAGCUGCAACACAGAAAUAAUUACUGGACGCCAUCACUUUCCACACGAGCAAUCCCCAGUACAGUUUACUCCACUCAUGGCCGCCUUCCAAAACCUAAAUCAUCACUAUGGCGGAUUUCAGCCUCCUCCUUUGGUCUCAACACAGGGCGCUGCUACUCUUGGUCAUCCUGAAAUGGGAUUUCAAAUAGGUAGUACUACAAAUAGUACUAACAAUUUGUCUGCUCCUUCAGGAGUAUCUGAUCAUCAGUGGAGAUUACCUUCUUUGGCAGCAAACACAAAUUUGUACCCUUUUCAUCAAGGUGAAGGAAUCGAAUCAUCAUCUGGUAAUAGUAUUGCCCAUGAUGAUCAAGGGUUAAAUUCGACGAAACAGUUUUUGGGGACAAUGGAAAAUAACACUAAUCAAUAUUGGGGUGGAAACGCAUGGACAGGGUUUGCUGGACUCAAUUCCUCUUCUUCAGCCAGCCAUCUCCUUUGAUUUGAUAAUUAAGCUUCAUUCAUGUAAGUCUAUUUGUGUACUUGACUGAAGGAUCAAAAUGUUGUAUGUGUUGUGGGGGUGGGGGUCUAAUUAGACAUAUAGUAUACGGGGGGGGGGGGGGGGGGCAUAUUUAAGUCUUUGUUUCCAUGGUAAUCACUUGUAAUUUUACUGGAUGUUCUUUUACUACUAGGUGUGUGAAGUUGUAUUGUGAGUUUAAUUUGGGUUCUGACAUUAUAAUUAAGCUCUUUCCAUGAAAUAUAUAUUGUUGUUUAA
Messenger RNA from Capsicum annuum, 1576 nucleotides. RefSeq names its product dof zinc finger protein DOF3.6. Lineage: Eukaryota; Viridiplantae; Streptophyta; Magnoliopsida; Solanales; Solanaceae. Gene Ontology annotation, molecular function: DNA-binding transcription factor activity; DNA binding. Gene Ontology annotation, biological process: regulation of DNA-templated transcription. The record is from RefSeq and is a predicted model, not a curated record. The transcript has 2 exons. The coding region runs from base 332 to 1303 and encodes 323 amino acids.